CGAUUCCGUCAGCAACAUCGAUCUCUCGGACAGAUCGUGAUCAUGAAUUAUCACGCUUGUUAGGCUUAGAGAAAUCUUAGACCAAUAACUCGACUACAUUCAUCCAAUAAUAGAGUAAGUAAAACAAGGAAGAGAAAGAGAGAAAGGCAAGAUGUUGAAUCUUUUUCGGGUAUAAAACAAGCCUUUGACACGACGUCAAUCAAGUUAGAUUUUAGGAAAGUAAGUACAAGUACGUAGAAUUGAUAAUUGCAGAUUUUUUGAAUGCAGCUGUGCCUGUGUCGACUGGAAUUUUAUCUUCACGUAAAUCUAAAUGAUCGUCAAGUAGAUUAUAUUGUUAUUGACUAGCAGACGUUGUUUAUAUCACCAUGGCCAGCCCGGUCCCGGUUUCAGGAGAUGCGCCUGCUGCGGCGACAGGAUCAAGAGCAGCUACAUCCGGUGUUGAUGGGAGCGCACUUGAAGAAAAUAAGAACAUGGAUAGCCUGGAUGGCACAUCAACUUUCGCUUGCCCUGCCCAUUUGGCCUGUGCUCUAGUCGAUUUUCGCGCUCUGUGCUACCUCGAAGAGUUUCUCGCAGAAAUGGCUACGAGACAGCCUGGCGGCCGCGCGCACACGCUGGUGCCCUUGAGGACGGCCGCCAACGGCAAUUGCCUGACAAACGCUGUUUCACUCGCGAUUUUUGGAUCCGAGGAGCACAGUGAAUCGCUGCGGACGCAGAUGGCAGCUGAAAUCGAACAGAACAAGUCCUGGUACGCAGAGAAGCUCGAGUUCGCGCACCCAGGGGCUGGCGAGAAAGAGCUCGCUGAGGCCGUGCAGCGCGCGCAGACACCAGGCGCAUUUCUCACGACUGCGCAUAUGGUGGCGCUCGCGAACGUGUUGCAGAGGCCAGUUAUUCUAGUCGCAUCGCGGGAAAACAUGCGGAGGUUCGGAAUGGGAUAUCACGGAAUUGCGGGAACUUUUCUCCCGAUACGAUUUUUCGAGCAGCAACUGUUGUCAGGAGAAGGACUCGGCGACGAGCAGAAACAAGCAUUAGUUCGCGAGCACCUAGGAAAGCAGAGGCCUGUAGUUGUAGCAUGGGGAAGCGAAGCGAAGGAUCACUUCGUGCCACUGACGAACAUCGUUUUUGAGGAGGAUAAGGAGGCAAACAACAAGCGAGCCAUUGGGUUUCCAGUACCGGCUCCUACGGAGCCAGUUCAUGACCCGUUUUCGCCGCCAGUUAUCCCAGCAGCUUGGAUCGAUUUCCUAUGCCGCUCUUGCGGCGACGGCGUCUACUGCGGCUGCUGGGAACGCCAUCCACAGACAUUUAUCGGACCAGGAGCGUCGCCAACGACUGCCGCGCGUGUCCAACGUCAAUGCGCGCUCGUGGCGUCGCAGUUCGCGCGUGAGAUUAUCGAGCAAGACGUUUUUGCUCGUGCAGAUCGCAAAUACACCAACGGUCUGACUGGCGUCGAGCCAGCGGUGGAUAUUUUGCUACUACUGAAACACUCUCUCGGACAUGAUCCAGGAAUCUACGUACCGAUACUCGAGACGCUCUCGAAAAUGAUCAAAAAUCUCGUCGAUCAGCCAGACGAAGCCAAAUUUCGUAGGAUAAAUCUCGACAACGCCGCACUGCACCAGAAAUUGGGGCGCUACUUGGCCACGAUUGAACUGUUUUUGGCUCUCGGCUUUCAAUACGAGGCGCCGGAUUCGAAUUUUUUGAUCCUGCCGAAGCAUCGAGAGAAUGCAGAAGUAAACGCACGAGUUACAGGCACAAUUGGAAGCAUGUUAGCACAAUUCGGAAAAGAUGUGCUGGUGAGUAAAUGA
Amoebophrya sp. A25 is the source of this 1799-nucleotide messenger RNA. NCBI's taxonomy places the organism in Eukaryota, Dinophyceae, Syndiniales, Amoebophryaceae. The record is from the annotation of a GenBank genome assembly.